AUGUACAAGGUGGACAGAACAGUGAGGUAUUGUUCAAUGAUUUGUGGAUGGUAGAUAUCAUUCUUCCUGAAGUGAACUUCUCUCCUACUGUUGCUCCUAAACGAGACUAUGAUACAGCUUUACCAAUACCAGCUCCUAGAAAGAAAACUACCUCCUCCAACUCCUACAGAAAUAAAUGAGAGAAGCUUUGAAGAUCUUCACUCUCAAUAUCUUACACAAAUUAAUGAAAUGUUUGACACGCUAAGCGAGAAAUUUAGAGAACUUGAUGAAAUGUCAGCUAAGUUAGAUGCUGAAAGGAAGCAACUUGAUGAGGAAAGGGAAGAACUGCAUUCUACCUAUGACAGACAACAAGAGGAAUUGAAACAACUUCAUGAUCGUCAUCAACAAAGCAACGAAGAAUGGAUUCAAUCAUUGAAGCAGGAGAAUGAUGCAGAAAGAAAAGCAAUUGCUGAAGAGAAAGCUAGAUUAGAACAAGAGAAAAAGGAGCUUGAAAGUGAAAAGGAAAAUUUUAAUGAGAAGAGUAACAAAUUAGAUGCAAUUAUGAAACAAGUCCAGGGACUGAAGUGAACAGUACAUUUUUAUAGUAAUUAUAGUUUUUAUUUCCCAAGUGUGAAAAUUUUGCUCACGUUUUAUGUAGAGACAUCAU
Molecule: messenger RNA, 646 nt
Organism: Amphimedon queenslandica
Lineage: Eukaryota; Metazoa; Porifera; Demospongiae; Haplosclerida; Niphatidae
Product: rho GTPase-activating protein gacV-like
Exons: 6
Coding region: 109-567 (152 amino acids)
Source: RefSeq, a predicted model, not a curated record